GCCCAGAUGGCUGUGGAGUAGUGGUUUGCUCUUCAUGCUGGUGCUACUGAGGAUUUUUCACAAGCAGGGUAGGUGGUGGAUGUGUAAACAGGGACCAGCCUUUCUUUCCUUCAUACCAAUGGCUGAUUUAAAUGAGGGUUUGAAGAUAAGACAGGGUUUGGACAGAAUGUUUUGGUUAGUGUUCUCCUUUUUCAUCACCUCUAAUUUCUGGAGGUCUGCACUGGUAUUCAGUGUUUUCAUACCGAAAUGGUAUGUGUGUGGUAUGUGAAAGAGUAGCCUGUGUGCGGCCUGUUUCCUUCAGAACUGGAUUAUUCAACAGCUUCUAGGCGUCUAUCUCUCCUUAGAGAAGAACAGUGAUUUGUGUUUUGCUUUUGAAUCUUCUUUCGUGACUCCUACAGUCCCUGUCUUUCCUCCCCCCAUUUCUGCAUUGGAUCGUGGAUAGCUUGUAUCUCAUUUUCUGGUGGCGAAUGAUUGGGUCACUCCUUUUCGUCAUACAGAGCAGAGAACAAGUUGGCUUUCUCAAAGGAUCCUUAAUGUCCUGUGAUACAUCAAGUCAAUAUCAAGGCAUUUGUGGAGAAGGCUGAGGAAGUGAUGAAAAGUGUGCUGGAGGUGGCGCUCUCUAAAGUAAGAGGACAUCAAGUAAUGUCUAUAGCCAAUAAUAGGACUCUCUCCCGUGUCUUUUUUUCUGGUUUCUCAUAAGUUUGUUCCGUAGCUGGAAAUGCACUCAGGUGGGAUUUUCAGCAGCUGGUUUUACUCGUGGCUCAGUCCUAGAGUAACUUCUUCCAGGUGGAUUAUUAGAGUGUAGGGGAAAUGCCUGUUCUGUUCUGGUAGGUGGGUAUGGAUCCUGGUGAGUCUUCUAAUUAUGCUUGCAGAAAGACUGGCUUUUGGGCUUUUUGACCGUUCUCUCUGCUUCCCUUGUGUGAAUAUAAUAGCUGAUUUAUUCCAGCCUUAGUCAGAGGCAUUUAGGGCAAUUUGACUACAGCUUUGAAGGCAGCGGGUGCUUCCUAACCUAGUCAUGGUAGAGGUUGAGUCAUGAACUCAAAGAGUGAGGGUCUUUGGUUGUGCACUGUUAUCGUCUUCAGGUUAUUCUCAUUCAGAAAAAGAAAACAGUCCGAUUAGACUUCAGAAAUAUUUUAUAAUAGGUUUGGAGCCUACCUUACAUAGAAAGGAGUUGAGAGGAGGUUGCUGUAUUGUCACUAAACUCCAUGGUGUUUGCUUGUUGCAUGUAACUGUCACGAGGUUGCACAAAGUGGUAUUUUUGAGGCAUUCAGAAAAUUCUUCGUUUGUGUGUCUAGACCUAUAUAAGGUCAUGUUGAGUCAGUUUUGCUAUUGCCACACUCUUCAGCAGAGGCAAGAGUCAACUUGAAAUUUGGCAUUGUUGUGGCUUCCUACAGGAAACAGUGAAAAUGUUGCUUGCUGCUGGACAGCCGCAGUGGAGAGAAUGGAAGUGGAGCUGUUGGUUAGGCUUGAAACUUUGCCAGGAGGAUGUGUGACUUCUGCUCUUCCCUUGUCUAUCUGGCUGUGCCUUCCCUUGUUCCAGCCCUCGAUACUGCAGUGACUUGAUAGUUUUAGCUCAUCACAGUUGUUUUUAACAGCACUGAUUUCAGUGUAAAUGCCCUGCAUGAUCUGCGUGCUCUUUAUCUAGUGCCCAAGUAUGAUUUUAGGGUAUUUCUUUUACAGACUAUUCUUUAUUAUUUUAAAAAGCUCCUCCUCCUUUCUGCUUCUUGCCAGCAGAGGCAGGCUUUGCUUGUUCUUAGCUACAGAAAAACUAUAACCAGAGGCAGAGACUUCCCCCGACAGUGUCUAUUGCAUUCACCCAUAUCUGGCAACCUUUAAAACACUGAGGUUUGUGCUUUUGGAGCUGUGUGUGAGAAUGGUGUCUCUUUGCUCCUCGUUACUUUCAUGUAGUUAUCACUGCACUGCUGGUUUUACCUACCACUAGAAGUUCAGCAUGAGAAAGGUUUAGGUAAAUCUGUCCCUACUUCUGCAGGCAGACCUGCAGUUCUGAAAGUUCUUCAGAGCUAAUGUGCUCAUGACAAAUAGAAUUUAAAGAAAGCUCUGAUAUUCUGGAGUGUAAUGGCCCAACUGAUAAUGCAUUUAUUCCAACCUUGGCAAUCCCACGUAGCUUUGGUGACCCAGGCACAACUCAGAGGAGAUGCCUCAGGGAAAUAAACGAAUCCCAGCUGGGGACCUUUCAGGUAGCUUAAAGAAAGAAACACGAACGUUGCAGUUUCAACUUGUCAGAUGAUUUAUUUUUCUUUUCUCCCCAGCAAGAUGAAUAAACUCUUCCUGAAUUAAUCUGGGUGACACUUCCUCCUUUUGUUUCCCUUAGAACUUUGAGCUUCAGAUCUGGAAUAAAGCUCGCUCUGCUAAGUAAUGUUCUUUGUGCUCCGGCUUUUAAUCCGUAGUACUACUUGUGUAGUGGUGGAACUGUGGCACCGAGAAUCAAAGGUGAAAGGGAUCGGAGAGGUGCAGCCUGUAUUGUGGGAGUGAAUGCAUGCGUGUUAGGAGUGAAUGUCGGUUUACAAGAGGAGAAAGACAUUGAAUGAUAUUAGUCAGGGAACUCUUAGUUCUUGUUAAAGCUUUGUUGUUUCCUUUAUGCGAUGAGCGGGAAGGCCGUUCUUGACGCUGUAUCUGAAGUGGCUGAAGAUUGACAUAAGUGUUUAGUGAAGUGUAAGCUUAGCAAAAUGCUGACUGAAAGCAGCGCCCAUUGACUAUUUUAGUGGGCUUCUUAGUAGGGAAGAAGAGCACGGUUAACCUUUAGAUCUUAAAAACAGUGUGUGGAAAUGGGUGAAGAAUCUUAAGGAAGUGUUAGCGUGAAAAGGGAACUGCACCUUGUUGUAAUAAGGGUUUUAACAGUGGUUUGCCAAAGGAAUGGAGAAACCAAGUUGAAGCUUCAGGUCGGUAACUGUGAUGUAGCCCAAUAAAAAGGGGAAGGAAAAAAGCUCAACCCUAAAAUUGCCAGAUCAGUGAAGGGCAGAACUUGAGCUGACUGCAGAUGUAACAAAAAGUAAUUCUCUGGUUAUGUUGCAGUAUGGGUGAUCGCUGACUCAGCUGUGAUUACAGUAGUUUCAAACACUCCUUUUUGUUUAAAGUCACCGUAUCGAACUUCCAAAAUUAUUUUAAAUUACUACAGGAGGAAUAAUAGUGUGAAAGUUUGACUCAGGGAGAUGUUCUGGCUUUUGAGAACAAGCGAAUAGCCGACUGGCUGUGAUUAGCAGGGUAUUGAGAGCAUCUUUUCACUGAAUUCCAGGGGCUUCAGCCUGCUUGCCAACAUAAAUAUGGGUGUCUCUCUAACAGCAGAAUUACCUCAGAUUAGCUUGUGUUUUUGAAAGUUUAUGGUAUGAAAUACACAGUCCGCUUUAAUACCUCCCUCUUUUAAGAAAACAGGGAGUUAAAUGUUGAACUGGGCGCUCCUUUUUCCUCUGGGUGUUUUGAAGAGAACAGCGGCCUCCUCUUACUAAAAUAAGACCCAGGACUUCUCUCAUGUCUGUAACUCUGACACGCAGUGCUCUAGGAGCUGAGCCGCGCUCACUGACAACACACUUCAGAUGGCUGUGCGGGCCUGAACAGGGGCUGUAGGUAUUUCAGUGGUGUUCUCCGGCACUCCUGAAGUUCCUGUUACUUGAAGUGUGGCCUGGUAAGCAAUUGGCUUGCACUCACUGCCAGGUGGGGAGAGUGUUCCUCCCUCUGUAGGGGAACAUCCAGUUAGCACCAAGUGCUCUGGUCUUUUGCCUUUCUCGACUUCUGCAAGGAAGUGAAUUGCUCUGCCAAUGGGAUCAGACACCUCACUGCUCUGCUAAGCACAGACUGUGCCAGGUUACAUGAUGGAAUUCACGUUUUCUCAAGAAGAGUUGCGUAUCUUAGAUCAAUACCGUUGAAGAUACCUUCUGAUUGCAACACCCCAAGCACAGUCCUGUAACGAAUUUGCUGGAAGAACGCAUACAAUGGAUCUCAAAGAAAGCUGCCCAAGUGUUAGCAUUCCCAGCUCGGAUGAACACAGGGAGAAGAAAAAAAGGUUUACUGUUUACAAAGUGUUGGUCUCGGUUGGCAGAAAUGAGUGGUUUGUCUUCAGACGGUAUGCAGAGUUUGAUAAGCUCUACAAUACGCUAAAGAAGCAAUUUCCCACUAUGAACCUGAAGAUUCCAGCUAAAAGAAUAUUUGGAGAUAAUUUUGAUCCCGAUUUUAUUAAACAGAGAAGAGCAGGACUGAACGAAUUCAUUCAAAACUUAGUUAGACAGCCAGAGCUAUGCAACCACCCAGACGUCAGAGCAUUUCUUCAGAUGGAUAACCCAAAACACCAGUCGGAUCCAUCUGAAGAUGAAGAUGAAAGGAGUAAUCAGAAGUUAAAUUCUACCUCACCGAAUAUCAACUUGGGACCAUCUGGAAAUCCUCAUGCUAAGCCAACGGACUUUGAUUUCCUGAAAGUUAUUGGGAAAGGCAGCUUUGGCAAGGUUCUUCUUGCAAAAAGAAAACUGGAUGGGAAAUAUUAUGCUGUCAAAGUGCUGCAGAAAAAAAUUGUUCUUAACAGGAAAGAGCAAAAACAUAUCAUGGCUGAACGUAAUGUGCUUCUGAAAAAUGUGAAACAUCCAUUUUUAGUCGGAUUACAUUACUCAUUCCAAACAACAGAAAAGCUUUACUUUGUCCUGGAUUUUGUUAACGGAGGAGAGCUGUUCUUUCAUUUACAAAGAGAACGUUCCUUUCCUGAGCACAGAGCCAGAUUUUAUGCUGCUGAAAUAGCCAGUGCACUGGGAUACUUACACUCCAUAAAUAUUGUGUACAGGGAUUUAAAACCAGAAAACAUUCUCCUAGAUUCACUAGGUCAUGUUGUGUUGACAGACUUUGGACUUUGUAAAGAAGGGAUUGCAAGUUCUGAUACUACUGCAACAUUCUGUGGGACGCCGGAAUAUCUUGCACCAGAAGUUAUUAAAAAGCAGCCCUAUGACAACACAGUAGACUGGUGGUGCCUUGGUGCAGUUCUUUAUGAAAUGCUUUAUGGACUGCCUCCUUUUUACUGCCGUGACGUUGCUGAGAUGUAUGAGAAUAUUCUUCACAAGCCCCUAGUCUUGCGUCCAGGAAUCAGUCUCACAGCCUGGUCUAUUCUGGAGGAACUUCUGGAGAAAGAUCGGCAAAGCAGACUUGGAGCAAAGGAAGAUUUUCUUGAAAUUCAGAAGCACCCAUUCUUUGAAUCUCUCAGCUGGACUGACCUUCUUCAGAAGAAGAUUCCACCACCAUUUAAUCCUAACGUGCUUGGCCCAGAUGAUAUUGGGAAUUUCGAUGCGGUGUUUACAGAAGAAAUGGUCCCAUACUCAGUUUGCAUCUCUUCUGAUUACAGCAUUGUUAAUGCCAGUGUUCUGGAGGCAGACGAUGCCUUUGUUGGGUUUUCUUAUGCACCACCUUCUGAAGAUAUGUUUUCCUAGGAAGUUUGAAGCCAGCCGUGUUUUGGAAGUCUUGGGAUGAACUGAAACAUUAUGAACACAUUCCAAAUUAGUGUAACUAGUGCCUCGUUCUGUAUAUAGGUUUGUAACCUAUGAACAAACAUUCUCUGCUGUAUAGGAGGAAUUUGGGCAUUUUGGAUGGCUUUCUUUGGGGUUUGAACUGUUUAUUCCUGCUGCAGAAAAUAUUUUUUAAAAAACGUUAAGUAACAUUCUCUACAUUUACGUAUUUUUUUUUUUUUAAAGCAAAAACACUGACUGUUCUCAUCAGUCCCUUCAGGUUUACAUUCGUACAUAUCCGAGAUAAGGCCGGCACAAGCAGCAGCGUAUUUAGUAAAUUCAUAAAUGCCUUUGUACCUAUUUACAGUGACUUUGUGCUUGAAUUGUAACUAUGCAAAUCAUCUUUUGUAUAUCCCGGUUUAAAAAAGGUAAAUGUUUUUUUUUUCCCUGUUAUAUCGGUUUGAACUUUGUUAACCUGUCAGCACUUAAAUGAAGAUUUAAUUUAAGACUGAGAUGCUUGGAGGAUUUACGUAGAAUGAGAAAUUGGGUUUGUAAAACUAGAUUAUCACUUCUGCAUAUGCUGGAGUACCUAUGUCUCUGAACUGGAUUAUUUGAGGUAUGCAGGAUUACUCAAAGCAAGGAUGGAACAAAUUAUCUAUCCCUUUGGUAACUUUACUGAUCGUGCGUUCUACCUUUUUUCCUCCCUGAGAUAAAUAUGUCUGUAUUUCAACUGCAUUAAAAAUAUUUUUGGUUAAAAGUCUGCUUUUCCAAAGCUAUAGUAUGCAAUAAUCAGUGCUGCUUUGAAAGGCUGUCUUACUUUAACCUUCCUGUGGUGGAUGGUGAGGGGAUCACGCCAACAUUAAGUACUUUUCUCACUGAUUUAUAUUUGGAAACACUAAUAUGUUCCAAAUCACUUGUAUUUUUACACACAUACUUACUUGUCUUUCUGUCCCAUUUUGGACCAUUUUUAAAUCUUCACUUGAUAUUUGAAAAAAAAGAUAAUGUAAAUUCUGUUGAUAAUUUUAGAAAUGUGAAAAGUUAGUGUAUUUCUCAUAACAUACACAUGUAUGGAGAAACUGAUCGUUCUGAUGGACUUCUGUGUAAGGAAAACUUUUAACAAUGCAAAAACUGCAGUUAGUGCGUAAAAGCCUAUCAUGGUAGGUAGUAUUAUUAUGUAUAUCACCUGUAAAUAACAACUUAUUUUUGUCUGUUCCUUCAUAA
Messenger RNA from Gallus gallus (chicken), 6656 nucleotides. It is a transcript of the gene SGK3, whose product is annotated as serum/glucocorticoid regulated kinase family, member 3. The record is from RefSeq and is a predicted model, not a curated record. The transcript is spliced from 17 exons. Gene Ontology annotation, molecular function: protein serine/threonine kinase activity; ATP binding; phosphatidylinositol binding. Gene Ontology annotation, biological process: protein phosphorylation. NCBI's taxonomy places the organism in Eukaryota, Metazoa, Chordata, Aves, Galliformes, Phasianidae. The coding region runs from base 3948 to 5420 and encodes 490 amino acids.